Messenger RNA from Colletotrichum navitas, 2319 nucleotides. Its product is annotated as tetratricopeptide. The coding region runs from base 140 to 1987 and encodes 615 amino acids. Gene Ontology annotation, biological process: cell division; anaphase-promoting complex-dependent catabolic process; positive regulation of mitotic metaphase/anaphase transition. The record is from RefSeq and is a predicted model, not a curated record. Gene Ontology annotation, molecular function: protein binding. The transcript has 2 exons. Gene Ontology annotation, cellular component: anaphase-promoting complex; cytoplasm. NCBI's taxonomy places the organism in Eukaryota, Fungi, Ascomycota, Sordariomycetes, Glomerellales, Glomerellaceae.
AGUCCAUUCACGACGCGACGCGCUUACCUCCCUCUCACCCCAAGAUCUGCUCAACGUCAACUCGAGAACCCACCAACGUCGACUGCGAACUCGCCAAUUUCGUCCUCGGCAUGCCCCCAAACUAGUUCGUUGCCUCGCCAUGGAAAAAUUCCUACGGGAAUGGAGGCAGGAUGCCCUGAACAAGGCCCAGUACGAUUCCGCCAUCUUUAUCGGCGACAAGCUGCUGGCCCUAACGAACGACGAUAAGGACGCCUUCUGGCUGGCCCAAGUACACUUUGCCACCGGAAACUACACCCGCGCCCAGACGUUUCUCGCCAAACAGAACCUAGUCGCCCGUAAUGUCUCCUGCCGAUACCUUGCUGCGCACUGCCUCGUUAAGCAAUCGAGAUUCGAUGAAGCAGUGGCCGUCCUCGGCGAGCGAAACCCGACCCACCUUAUCAACAACGCGAGCAACAAGCGGAAAGCGAACACGGCACCUCUGGGACGAGCGGUGGGCCACAGGGGGAGGAUGGCUCGCGACGAUGCCGCCGAGGAGGAGGCUACAAACAGAAAAUACGAAGCCGCCAUGUGCUACCUGCGGGGUAUAUGCUACGCCAAGCAGAACGCCUUCGACCGAGCCAAGGAGUGUUACAAGGACGCUGUCCGGAUCGACGUUCAGUGUUUCGAGGCGUUCCAGCAGCUCAUGACGAACGCCCUGCUGUCGCCUGACGAGGAGUGGGCGUUUCUUGAGUCUCUCGACUUUGAUUCAAUCACGGUAUCGGGGGACGUUUCGUCGUCGCAGGAGGCAGCGGAGUUCACCAAAAUGCUGUAUACGACACGGUUGUCCAAGUAUAGGGAGCCUUCGGCCUUCACCGCAGCGUGCGACACGUUGUCGACGCACUAUCGUCUGGCAGAUAACCCCGAUCUGCUGCUCGCCAAAGCCGAUCUGUUGUACACGCAGUGUCGUUAUCGGGACGCCUUGGCCAUUACGGAGUCAAUACUUGAGGACGACAAGUACAACUUUAGUGUGCACCCGCUGCAUCUAGCCUGUCUGUAUCAAUUAAAGAUGAAGAACGCACUGUUUCUGGUGUCCCACGACUUGGCGGACAAUCACCCGGAGGAGCCGUGCUCAUGGUUGGCUGUCGGCAUUUACUACUUUGCGAUUGACAAAAUUGCAGAGGCGCGACGAUAUUUCAGCAAGGCCAGUAUGAUGGAUGCACACUUUGGCCCCGCGUGGAUUGGCUUCGCGCAUACCUUCGCUGCGGAGGGCGAGCAUGACCAGGCUAUAUCGGCGUACUCAACAGCGGCGAGGCUGUUUAUGGGGACACAUUUGCCACAAGUGUUUUUGGGCAUGCAGAACCACGCACUUAACAACAUGACGCUGGCCGAAGAGUUUCUCAAGACGGCAUACGGUCUAUGCAAGACGGAUCCACUGCUAUUGAACGAAAUGGGCGUUGUCAAAUACCACCAGGAUAAGCCGCAGGAGGCUGUUCAAUUCUUUCGGGCGGCAUUGAAAAUCGCCGCCGAGAUCGACUCAGACCCUCAGGCUUGGCUGUCCCCGAGGACGAAUCUCGCGCACGCGUAUCGUCGCCUUCGUCUCUGGAAGGAUGCACAUGUAGAGUUUGACGAGGUCCUGCGCCAGGGCGGCAAGGACGCUGCUAUUUUUUGCGCCAAGGCGCUCAUCUAUCUGGAAGAGGGUCGUCCUGAGAAGGCGAUUGUACCGCUACAUGAGGCGCUCGCCAUCAAUCCUCAGGACGGCACUGCCACAGAGUUAUUAAACAAGGCACUCGAGGAGACAUCGACGAUUGACUUCGCAGAUGGCGACGAGCUGGAGGCCUUUGAGCAGGAGCUUGAGUUGGGCAAGGCCGCCGCUAGAGAGCAAUUGUCGAACAAACUGCCGAAGCUGCGGCGAGACGUCAAAGGCAAGGCCAAAGUGAGCAGGCCGCGGAUACUCGUGGAUGAAGACGAGAAGGGAGAGAGCAUGAUGGAGAUGACUGACGACGAUUAGCCCGCGGAAACAACAUUAGACACGGCGUCACGGUGGGAGAGGUAUCCCAGCUAUCGGUUCAAACUAUUGACAUGGAUAGUAAUCAAAAGUAUGAUCUCGGUGUGUGACUUUGGGCGAGUGAUAACAACAACUCUAUGCCCCUUGGGGUUAGUCUGUUCUGUUCUGGUUACAUUAGGUAGGCAGUGAAGAAUGCCGACUCGCUGGGUCAGCGUUCGCAUUUGGCUCGUUGGUGGAUCUUAGUUGCUGACGGAGUCGGAAGAAUUGGUGGGUUCGAAGGCCGACUGGCAAAUUUGUGAUUGCGGGUUGACGGCAGGCAAUAAAAGGGUGUACAU